CGCCAAGCUCCGGGGCUGAGUCUCCGUGUUCUUGGAAGCAUUGAAUUGGAUUGGCUGGGUCUUCGAUUGCUUUGCUGCAUGCUGUCCAAUUUGGUUCGUAGUGGAGGGGUAGCUAUUCAUUCUUAAAAACAAUGUUCCCAUCUGCGCCACCACUACUACAUUUUGCUAGAUACAGCUUCAAAAAGGUACAGGAAGUCCGAACUUCCCGAAGAUAAGAAUCUCCACGCUCGUCCCAAUAUUCUCAUUACGACAUAUAUUCGAUCGCACAGACAGGAAACCAGCGACCAUGGUUAAACCACCCGCAGGUCCCCCUCCGCCAGAAGUCCCAGAAGGAUGGAAAGCUCACUGGGACGAAACGUACAAAGCAUGGUUCUAUGAGAACAUUUAUACAGAAGAUACGGUCUGGGUGAAGCCCACGGAGCCUGUAUACCCUCCAGCACCAGCAGGAAAGAAGCCGCCUGCAGGGCCGCCUCCAGGAUUCGUCGCUGAUCCAACAGCUUUGACAAACAUCAUGGCCGCCGUUUCGAUCGGCGAGAAUGCACCACCUCCGCAACCCGUAUAUGUUUCAUAUCCCCAAUCUGCUGUUCAGCAACCUUACGGCGGCGCACAAUCUCAGCAAACCGCACCCCCUCAACCUCAGCACAACCCCACACAGCCGCCUGCUCAGGCUCAGCAACCUCUCACCCCGCAACAACCAGGUUACGAUUUUUAUUCUUCACGGCCAGCUGUGGACUCAAGCCAACCCCCCGCUCCUUAUCCGGCCCAAGCCCAGCAACCUCCCGCUGUCCAGCAGCCAGUUCAUGCCGCAUAUUCCCAAACCCGAACGACAACUUCCCAACCUGCCGCUUCUCCUUCACCACAGCCUUACAACACACCAGGUACCCACCAAAUGAUGUACAAUCCCAAUGACCAACCCACAGCUCCUGGAGCUAGAGCUCUUUCUCCAAAUCCAGCUGCUCUAUCGAGCCCCUCUCUGACUGCUGGUUCUCCUCCCCCGCAACCCUACAACACCCCUGGUACUCACCAAAUGAUGUACAACCCCAACACCCCACCCACGGUAGCCGGUGCCAGAGCCCCUUCCACUAAUCCAGGCCAACCUGCGGCUGCUGGAGCCAGAGAUGCUUCUCCUAAUCCAGCCGAUCUCUCUCAUCAAACCAACAGAGAUUACUACGGUCGACCCCAGGGUCAAUCACAGUAUCCUGCUCAGCCAGCUUAUGGCCAACCACAACAAUACCCUACCAAUCCUGCCUAUCCUCCGCAGCCUGCCUACUCUCCCCAGCCUACUUAUGGCCAACAACCCCAAUACGCAACCCCACCACCAAUUCAGCCAGCAGGACAGGAGAAACACGGGGUUAUGGGUAUGCUCAGCAAGUUGAGUGGACACUCUUCACCUGCUGCAGGCGCUAAGCCGGGAAUGGGAGCACUGGGGGGCGCGGCCCUAGGAGGAGGUGCGGGUUUGCUUGCUGGAAGUUUCAUUGCUCACGAGUGGCAUGAGCAUGAAGAAAAGGAGAGACUAGAAGAGGAGAGACGCAAAUCCCAUAGUAGCGGCUGGGGUUUUGGCGGUGGCCACAGUAGUAGUUAUGGAUAUGGCGACCCUACGAUUGUCCAAGAGACGGUGAUUGUCGAAGACAACGACACCUAUAUUGAUAACAGCGAUACAUACGUCGAUAAUGAGGAUACUUACGUGGAUAACAACGAGGAUAACAACGAUUCGUCGUCUUCAUCAUCUGACAAUGACGACGGCAGGGACGACGACGGCGGGAACGAUUACUGAGCCUGAAACUGGAAGUUUCAUCAGCAUCUGAGGCUAUUUUCUCUAGAUUUUUAGGGUGGUGUAUCCAAGCGUCUAUCGAGUAAUUUCAUAGCGAUGUUCCUCUGUCGAUUCUCAAUGUAAGAAAUGUGUACUUUGCCUCUUACGCUCUAUUUUUGUGGAUUGUUGUUUACUGGAAAGACAUUCUAGAGAAAUUCCCAAGCCGUCUUUUCUUUAACCUUCACUCGAAGCCUGUCAAAUGUUCAUUCUCGGCAUUGCAAUUUCCUUGUUUGUCUCACCCAAUGAAUGCUCUCCAUUCAAGAUUUCUCUGCCCCACCAAUGGGUCAUCCAACACCCCCC
Messenger RNA from Hyaloscypha bicolor E, 2110 nucleotides. RefSeq lists its product as uncharacterized. The record is from RefSeq and is a predicted model, not a curated record. The transcript has 3 exons. Gene Ontology annotation, molecular function: protein binding. Lineage: Eukaryota; Fungi; Ascomycota; Leotiomycetes; Helotiales; Hyaloscyphaceae. Bases 287 to 1774 code for a protein of 495 amino acids.